AAACGUCCCGACAAUGUGGUCCACAAGCUUAAGGCGAAUCGUCUGUGUGAUAUAUGUAGUGGUGGUUAUUUAUCUAAUCACAAAUCUUGUUAUAUUUAAUUUCAGAUUUAAAUUGUCACUGAAGGAACGUUAUAAUUCAUCAUCAAACUGUACCGAACAAUUUAUAUUUUCUGAACAAAGGAUAUCAACACUGUAGGAAGGAAAUCAUUCGUAACAACUGUUCUAACUACGACAUCAGUGUACAAAACAGAGGUGUCAUUUAACAACUUUUCCUACCCACUGGACGUAAAUAUGGUAAAACUUGUACAGGAAUACAGACGUACUGGAUAUGUAAAGAAUCGUGUCAUCAACAAGUUUACAUACCGUUACCUUCAUAAUCCGACCAACAGAUGUGCGAGUAAUGGUGGAGGGCUUCAAAAUCACACGGAGGACGUAUUUGUGGUGUUCCUAGUGAAGUCAAAGAGUAGCCAUUGGCAACAAAGGAAUGCGAUUCGGCAGACAUGGGGUAAUCCACAUUAUUUCAAUAAUAUUAACAUCAGAACAGUAUUCGUGCUAGGUACGCCUGUAAAUGAAUCUCUUAAUCCCAUUUGGGAUGAAAUUAAACAAUUUAACGAUAUUAUUUUAAUGGAUUUUCACGAUACCUAUUUCAACAAUACAUUGAAAACAUCUACCUCAUUGAACUGGGUACCAGAAUUCUGCCCAAAAGCACGCUUUAUUGUUUUAGUUGAUGAUGAUAUUUACGUUUCACUGAAAACAUUGGUUUUGUUCCUUAACCGUCUACCAGCUGAUAAGCGUAUCAAGUUGUAUAUGGGACGAACAUACGAUGGUUAUCAACCCCAUCGUAGCACUGAAAGUAAGUGGUUUGUUCCCGUGUCGGAGUACCCAUGGGACACCUAUCCACCAUUCGUAGCAGCCGGAACAGUCAUAAUGACUAUGGAUUUUGUGUCGGACGUACGGACAGCAUUGCCGUAUACCAAAUUGUUCCGUCUAGACGAUGUCUACUUGGGCAUCAUCGCAUACAAACUUGGUAUAUCACCUGUUCACAAUGCUAACGUAUAUGGGCAUCGGACUACGUCAAGAAACAAAUUCGUUCUGGCCUCACAUGGAUUCACACCAGAACAAAUGAAAAUAGCAUGGAAAAUGAAUAAAUCCAGAGAGAAAUUCCAAAACAGAAUGAUACCAUGAGGAUUCAAGAGUUUCACAAUUCAAAUAUUUCGUUUCUGUAUUGUUUAUACCAAAAUCAAUUACCUUAUUUUUUACUUCCUCUCUUUCCUACAGUCUUAAAAACAGAUACUUUGACACAAUUAAAUGCGUCAAAUAAUAUUACUUCAUAGCAUUUCCUCUUUCUGGCAAUUGGCAUAUGUUUGGUUCCCCGACAUACUGAGUAAUAGGAAGGCAGAAAAAUAGACCUUGGCAUUACCACCUUCAAUUUUCAAAAAUCAUUUUAAAGAUUCUUUAGGCUGAUUUAUGUAAUUGACAUCAAUGGUUUUAGCGAUGAUCAAUUUACAUUAUAAUAAAUGCCGUUGUGUAUUUCAUAACAAAAUUUGUUUCCUUUCUUUAUGUUAGUCAUGUAUAUGUUAGAUAAAUGACAUUGUUUAAUAUGUUCCCCAUCUUCUUAUAAAGAGGUUCUGAAUAUUGUUUUUUCCUCUUGUGUAACAUAUAUCUUUGUACACGUUUGUACAAACAAGUUAAGAUGAAUUUAUGUCGUCAUUUAUAUUUAUAUUAAAUAACACGUAGGCCUAAAUAAAUGACAUUCUUUCGCUUUCAA
Molecule: messenger RNA, 1768 nt
Organism: Pecten maximus
Lineage: Eukaryota; Metazoa; Mollusca; Bivalvia; Pectinida; Pectinidae
Product: beta-1,3-galactosyltransferase 1-like
Exons: 1
Coding region: 292-1185 (297 amino acids)
Cellular component (GO): membrane
Molecular function (GO): UDP-glycosyltransferase activity; hexosyltransferase activity
Source: RefSeq, a predicted model, not a curated record